AUGGCGUCUCUUCGACCCGAAGCGGGCACCACAAUUGACCGCGCGACGACCGCACCCUUCCUCCUCCGACUCUACUGGCGGCAGAAUCGUCAACUGGAUCCGUGGGAGUUCAGCGUGGCAGUGCCGUCCGACACCACAAACAUUCCGGACUACUCUUCGCUCCUCCCUCGAGAUGUCAAGGGACAUAUGAUGCAAAUCUACACGUGGCCAAACUGCACUCUCGCUGAGCUCACCACUCUUUUCCUGAGCGUACUUCCGGAGAACGUCAUUCCGAAUCCUGCAGUCGGCACGCGAUUGGUGUUUAAGCUCAUUUUCCCGGACACACGCGCUACAAUCGCAGAAGGAGGUCGCGGCAAAUUUAUCGACAAACCAUUGGGAAGCGUGGUCAUCGGAGGAAGUCGGGCAGAGAUGGCAGACGAUGGAGCAGAGAACGGAGAUGUUACAGAGACCUUCGAGGGAGAUGCGCACAAGACGCUCGCAGAAGCGCGGUUCGUCAUUGGAGACUACGUUGCUUGCUCGGUCUACCCACCUGACCAGGACGGACGGGUUGCACCAAUGCCACCACCCACUUCAAGAGGUGGCUUUGGCGGCCCAAGAGGGGGUCCUCCGCGGGAGAAUGGCUUUGGCGGUGGUUACGGGCGAGGAGGAGGCGGUGGUUACAGGGGUGGUUAUGGAGGUCGAGGUGGAGGAGGAUAUGGCGCCCCUCCACCAAGCGGUGAUUGGAGGAGAGGUGAGCGGCCGCCUGAGGGAGGUUAUGACGACAGGCGCGGUGGCGGUGGAUAUCGCGAUAGAGGUGGACGGCCGUACUAG
Messenger RNA from Zymoseptoria tritici IPO323, 810 nucleotides. Its product is annotated as histone deacetylase complex protein. Gene Ontology annotation, biological process: negative regulation of DNA-templated transcription. Gene Ontology annotation, cellular component: nucleus. Bases 1 to 810 code for a protein of 269 amino acids. The record is from RefSeq and is a predicted model, not a curated record. The transcript has a single exon. Gene Ontology annotation, molecular function: transcription corepressor activity; transcription factor binding. Lineage: Eukaryota; Fungi; Ascomycota; Dothideomycetes; Mycosphaerellales; Mycosphaerellaceae.